AUGAAUUGGUUGAAAUUGUUCGCUCUUCUGGUAGCUGUAGCGUCCGUUCAGAUCACGGCAGAUGCGCCUAAGAAAAAGAUCCGCAUACAUCUACCACAAAAGGUGAAACACAUUCACCAUCACAAGAAGAUCUACAUAACGAAUCACCCAGCAUCAUCACAGUAUGCACCGGCUUUCAUGCCGAGCGCUGAAGGUGCGGUGGCAGUCCCGACCAACGUCGCGAUGCCGGCCGUGGCGAACGUGUUGCCUCUCAACUCAGUGGAGCUGUACGACGAGUCGCCGACGCGCAUGCCCGGGCUGCCGCCGGCGGCCUCCAAGCUGCUGCCUCUGUACCGCGCGCGCGGCUACUACGGACCCACGCCGCACGACUGGGACGACCAGGAGUACGACCUGGCGCCUCCCGCGGACCCCACGGACGGAACCUACAUACCCACGGCCUUCUCAGCCCCAUCAGCGGCUCCAACAGCACCACCUAACUAUCCCCCAAAAAGAGUCAAAAUCGUUAAGGUUAAUGACACCCCGCGAAAGAAGCCCAGGAAGGUUAAGCCGAAACGAGUCGUAGUGCGAGGAAAACCAGGACAAGUAGAGGAAGAACAUCCUGUGUCGACAUUCCACGAACAUUUUUAUUCAGACCUGGAUGGUUCGGGGACAAUCAGAAAAAUAAGAAAGCCGCAACGAGUCGAAAAAAUAAUCGACGGUGAUACCGAACACAUUCACACCUAUAGUGAGGAGCACAUUCAUAAGCUUGUGUACGAUACCGAAGGCAGCAUGUCUGCGCUUGCUGCUUCGCAUCCUCUGAUUCCUCUGAAAAAUUCUCUGUUAGCGAUUCCCUCCGACGCACUUACUGGUUUCACUGCAGUCGGAUCCAUGGGGACUCCCCCGCACAUGGAGUACGCCGCCUAUAAUCCGCGAGAAGUUACUCACGAUCACAUAUUCCACGAUCACGGAGAGCUCCCCUCCGAUGUGGAAAUAACGAAGGACCAUUUGACAUACCCACCCAGGAACUAUAACAGUCAGGGAUUACGCAUUGGAUUGGGUGGUGGAAAGGCUCCCAAAAACAAGCACUCACAAAAAUAUUACAAGGGUCAAAAUAAGCCUCAUAUAUCAGAUAUUACAUAUUACGAAAAUAUAUACACCCCCUACCCUAAGCUUCGUAAUGCACAGAAGCCAACGAUACCAACACCCUUUGAACCUGUGUCGGAGCAGAGUUUUGAAGAUUACAGGCCUAUUCCCCAUUUCAAAGUAAAAGACAAAGGAAACAUCAAGACUCGCAACGUAGUUCCAGCACUAUAUUUUGGCAAUGGAAAACAAGUGUCUGACUACCGAUCCCAGCAAGCCAGUGUCCAGGCGCCAUACUCCGUGUCGUCCACCGUCGUGCACGAAUACAAACCGAAACAUUUCCCUGGACAUACAGUUGAAACGGUAGGCUUGUCUAAAUUUAAUAAAAAUGUAUACAACUAUCCGAAUAGCUAUGACUUCGAUUCGCUUCACACUUCGACAUCUAACUUGUACGUCCCUGAAAGUCCAACUCUUAAUUUUAACGUCAAAAAGGGCAAAAAGAAAUCUAUAUCCACGCAGAAUAUAAGCUUUGGUGGAUUAGACCAUCAAACAACAGUAGAUCACUUAGAAGAUUCCGGUGUUUCAGCGACGUCACAUAUCGGGGCCACCUCAGCCCUAGACAGCUACGGUUAUGAUCAGCCGAAGCCUGCGGAGUCUUCGCAGUCAGUGCAGUCAACAGCCUUCACUAUCAGAGAAACAUCUCCGGUGCACCCAUAUUACUCGGCCAUGGCAACGAAGGCUUUACACGGAGAUCAAUACUCGCAAGCCGAGGCAUCUAACGACAACUACCAGUACGCCGAGGCGCCAACUCCGUCGACCACUCCGUAUGUCGCCACGGUCGCGACCACUACCGCCCCGCCGGAGGAAUACUAUGACAUACAGAGCGAUGAGCCUGCCUCUACUGAACCUACCACCUACGAGACGAGGCCCAGAAACGCACCGAAGGACAAAAACUCAGAUGUACUAAAUCAACACACAGAGCAUAGACCCAGGUACAAAAUAUUAGCGUUGCAACCGACUGAUUCACACGAGUCGGAAAAUUAUUACACACACAAUGCAGAAGCGAAAAGUGCCACGGGGAAACUCAAAUAUGGUGACAAAAUUUGAACAGUAAUGAACUAAUUUAGUGCUAUAUAAUUAGUGUUGUAAGUAUGUGAUCUUUGGGUCUGAGUGCACUGAAUGCCGUGAGUGAUGUGAGUUUCAGUCUCUUACUAUGUGAAUAUUUCUGUUAUUUAUACACCUUGUAACUAAUCUAUCUUUGGUUAUAAGCUAUUAAUAGAGAGCGAAGGAUGA
Helicoverpa zea (corn earworm) is the source of this 2352-nucleotide messenger RNA. RefSeq lists its product as uncharacterized. NCBI's taxonomy places the organism in Eukaryota, Metazoa, Arthropoda, Insecta, Lepidoptera, Noctuidae. The transcript has 3 exons. The coding region runs from base 1 to 2166 and encodes 721 amino acids. The record is from RefSeq and is a predicted model, not a curated record.